Molecule: messenger RNA, 363 nt
Organism: Nanorana parkeri
Lineage: Eukaryota; Metazoa; Chordata; Amphibia; Anura; Dicroglossidae
Product: C-type lectin domain family 4 member M-like
Exons: 1
Source: RefSeq, a predicted model, not a curated record
GGCCCGCUCAGGGACUGAGCCUCCCCGGUCUCGGCUCGUCUCCGUACACUCUGGUGAAGCAGUCGCUGACGUGGAUGGAAGCGCUUGCCUAUUGCAGGACGCAGUACACGGACCUGGCCAGCAUCGAGUCCGAUUCGGAGCUGAUCGCGGUAACGGCUGCGGCGCCCCUGACUGAGGUGUGGAUCGGGCUGCACCUCUGCUCCCCGGGGGUGUGGCGCUGGACUUCCGGGAACACCCUGGGAACCUAUGCCAAGUGGAAUUCCGGGAUGCCCAAUCAGACGUCCUAUGCGUGUGCCCGGUACAGCUUCACCAAGUGGAACGACGGGAGCUGCGGCCUCCACUACUACUUCGUAUGCCACAAAG